AUGUCUAGCCCGUCCAAAGAACAAAAAUGGGAUCGCUAUGAUCUAGAGCAAAGAGGGUUUUACUACAAUGACGACAGCCGUCCCCCAAUGAAACCAUUCCCACGGCAUGUCGAGGCUCUCCGGCAGGCAAUGCUUGACUUUACAUGUGAAAAAGACUAUGAUAGGAAACUAAUUGUUAAAAUCGAAGAUUCGGCUAUGUACUUAUACGAGACCAAAAGUUCCGAGCCGGCUUGGAAAGACUUCUUUCGAGAGAAUUUCUUUCGCCCUCUUCUAGAUGACGUCUCCGUCUCGCAAGAAGACUCACGCAGAGUUUCACGGGCCAACUAUUACUAUGACACUGUAAUAUCUGAAUCCGAGGAUCUAUGGGUUACAUUUGAUGGAAAAGGCAGACUUGGUGAUUCACUUCCUGAUUUAUUUUACAACAAGAAACGCCCCCAACCCGAUCGUGCUUUUUAUUUUCCGAUAUACCAUCUGACGGAAGAAUCUCAUGUUCCUAGAAUAGCUGACCGCGAGGCCCUGAAGUGGCACAAAGCAUCAAUGCCAGCCCUUGUGGAGUCGUUCUCAUGGCCCGAUCUGAAAAGCCUUUAUGCCCACGGCUUACGACCAUCUCCCUUCCAUGCUUUCGACAAAAGGAAGCCCCUAGAAAAACACCUGAAGUGCUUUCCAUGGCUCGUUAUUGAGCACAAGAAGAUGCCUGAGACUGGCGAGAAAUUGAAGGAGGUUGCUUAUUGCCAAGCGGUCAAUGGUAGCGGAUGCGCCGUCAGGUUGAACCAGAUCGCUGCAAAGUAUACUCCUGAGUUGGCUAGACAGGCACAUGUCCCUCCGAUUCCAGCUGUGACCACAGUUGGGCCUGAAGUCAAGGUCUGGAUAACGUAUUAUAUCAAAGACUUUUUCCCAUAUUUCGACGAUGAAUACGACGAACAGCAGUUCCGCAGACACGAUUCAGCUUAUAUGAUGCAAUGCAUUUGGGAUGGAGAUAUGACUGAACCUGAGGAUAUUGUCAAGUUCAGACUCAUACUCGAAAACAUCCACACCUGGGCAACGCGAGUUUUCAAGCCAUUGAUCACCACAUAUAUUGAUCAAUGGAGGUUUGUUCACUCUCCCUCUAGCCAACAGAGAAUGGAGCUCUCGAGAAGUGCACUUCGAUUUGUUCAGCGCGCUCUGGAUGGACAGCCACACCCCGAAGAUGAUGAUCUGGAUCAAGAUGCCAAUAUAAGGCUAAUGGAACUCUGCGAUACAUUCGUUCAAGCUGCGCACCAAAUUAUGGACGAGAAGCUUGAGAGGCUACGCCUGAAGAACCUGCAAGAUUCGUCCUUUAACCUUUCGCGCAGAAGGACACGCGCAGCCAGCGAACAACCUACACAAACCAUGAGUUGCUUGAGUCCUGAUGUUGCACUAUCACCUCCGCACACUGAUCCGCGUGGAAGCCCAAGGUUUCGAGCACAAAGCGUUUCACGGCCAUGUACUCCAUCAAGCCCGACUCCUGGCGCGAGGUCCAGAGUACAGCAAGUCGCUUCACCUCUCCAGAUAGCCAUGGCAACCGCGGCAGCCAGGGGGGCCAAGAGACGAGAAAGCGGGAGUAACUCCCUCGAAUCACCCCCUGAAAUCGUACCUCAACUGAUUCUCACACCUGAGGGGGCGGCUGAUUACAAGGUCCUCGAUGACUCGCCUUCAAUUGAAUCGUCAAGCAUCGACACACCAGCUGACGAGAUAUAUGGGGAAAUCUUGAUGCCCGGCGCCUUUCCACCAGUCACGCCAGCCAAAUUCGUACAGUCUUCUGUUUCUGAUAUCGUUCCCAAUGAGGAUGGGGUGGUGUCUAGUCACUUGCAAAACCUAUCAAAGGGCUUCGCCAAUAUGUUCCUGGGACGAACUCCAUAG
Fusarium oxysporum Fo47 is the source of this 1878-nucleotide messenger RNA. RefSeq lists its product as uncharacterized. The transcript is spliced from 5 exons. The record is from RefSeq and is a predicted model, not a curated record. Bases 1 to 1878 code for a protein of 625 amino acids. NCBI's taxonomy places the organism in Eukaryota, Fungi, Ascomycota, Sordariomycetes, Hypocreales, Nectriaceae.